Messenger RNA from Beauveria bassiana ARSEF 2860, 384 nucleotides. RefSeq lists its product as uncharacterized. The record is from RefSeq and is a predicted model, not a curated record. The coding region runs from base 1 to 384 and encodes 127 amino acids. The transcript has 29 exons. NCBI's taxonomy places the organism in Eukaryota, Fungi, Ascomycota, Sordariomycetes, Hypocreales, Cordycipitaceae.
AUGUCGAGUUCUCGACACCCGUGUGAAGUUAUAGAAGAGUUAGUAAAGUCUCUAUACUUAAGUAAGAAGACUAUAUAUAUAACGCUUAAAUACCUUCCUUAUGAUUAUAAUCUUUUCCUUUUAACGUUAUUACUAUUAGAGAAGUUAGUAAAGGCGGUAGAUAAUAUAGUCUUUAUUGUUAUUUUCUAUAAGGAUAUCUACUUUAUAGAAGAGUAUAUUAAAAUAGCGCCUAGGAGCUUAUAUAGCACUACUAUUACUAGUAAGAGAGUAGAGAGAUUAGUCACUACGUCCUUAGAUUAUGCUAGGGGAGCUAAAGUAAGUAAGGGUAGAUAUAACUAUAACCUAAAGGGCUAUAUAAAUAGGCAGAGUAAAGAUAGUGUAUAG